GACUUUCCUUUCCGACUUUAGACUCACAUCUGGACAAAGAACGUCGACAACCGCUUGCUCGGCGUUUUGCAUUCCACGUCAUCACUUGCUUCUGCUGCGAGCAAACAAUCAAGAGGUAUCGAUCGAUUUUGCUUUGACGAAAAUUCGAAGACAGCACGCUACACCUACUCAAACCACUAUAGCUGGCCCCCAUAAGCCUCUACUCGAACAUCCAUCCCGUGGUGACAAGACUUGCUGGUUCGCAAAAGUCGGCAACGCGUACGUUGCAGUAUCCGCUCAACCUCGCUUCGAGGACCACUCGCGCGGUAGUCAUGUCAGCUUCACCCAUGACCAUUUCAGCUCGGCGUCCGAGUCCAACGACGAAUCAUGAGACUCGAGGCGGUGCUGCUAGUCUGAGCUCUGCCUCUGCUCGCGAUCCAAGAGGCGCUGAUUUGUAUGGCACCACACCAGGAGGCUCUCGCCUAAUGUACUCGCGCGAGCAACUUCUACAGCUAGCUUCUUCUCCCCUCUCUGCCAGCCCGCCAAAGGGUCUAGGUCCCAACGGCAUUCCCGCUGAAAUCUCUCGUUCGCCCGAAAAGGCCUACUACACUUACGGUCCCAGCUACGGCUCUCAGGCGGGACAAGUUGAUCGGCCUUCUAUUAUAGAGACGAACGGAACAGGGACCAUCGACUCCGGCUCGGGCGGAGUGGGGUCGAUCUUUGGACGCACGCCUGAGAAUUUCGAUGUCUCUUCCAGCAAAAGGGCGCACCAGAAUCACAGUCACAGUGCGCAAGUAGCGUCGACGACAUCGAGAGGUUCCACCGCUCUUGGCUCUUCUUUCCCUACUGCUGCGGCGGGCGCAGGGCAAGACCAUGCGAACAAAGGUGGGGCGAUCAGAGGUUUCGCACCUUCUUCCCCAAGCGCCAUCAGAACGCGUUCCCCGUCCACCUCCUUCAACAUCGACACUACCAGCCCAAGCAGCAAUGCGGCAGCUGGAAGUCCCAUCACUGCCAGGUCCGGCGCUCCUCGGUCUCCAGGUUCAGCCUUUACCUUUUCGGGUCCUGUCAGUCCUACACAAAACACCUCCUCAGCCAGCAGCAGCAGCAAAGCAGGCGGAGCGAGAACAGGACAUGGUCGACCGCGCGAUAAUUCUAGCGUCUCGCCGUCUCGUGAGAAAGGCACCGUCAUCGACUCUGCCGCCACCACCGCCGCUGCUGCUCGUGCGACCAACACCCACAACGACGAGCACUUCCACAUGGACCUCUAGAAUGCUCGAAAGAACAUCUGUUCCAUCGCCUGAAAGUCGGGGGGCCAAACUACGCCACAGUCCAUGAUGGGAAAUGGGGACCGCCGUUUGCAAGGCCAAGCUGACGGGACUUCCGUGCACUCGUCCGAUCAAUCAAUGUAUUGUCCUUAGACCGGUGACUGCGUGGUCGAAGAGCGGGAGUCUGGACUGAUGUAAGCCUAUCUGUGGACCGGUGAUGCUGUCGUGCUAUUCAGGAAGUCGUUGCGCCCGACUUCAAAGCUUGCCAGCGAAUAGAUCGUCUUGAAAAGGAUGCGCGCUCCAGGUCGGAAUGCAAGUGACAUAUC
Molecule: messenger RNA, 1570 nt
Organism: Ceraceosorus guamensis
Lineage: Eukaryota; Fungi; Basidiomycota; Exobasidiomycetes; Ceraceosorales; Ceraceosoraceae
Exons: 3
Coding region: 327-1247 (306 amino acids)
Biological process (GO): negative regulation of translational initiation
Molecular function (GO): eukaryotic initiation factor 4E binding
Source: RefSeq, a predicted model, not a curated record